This is a messenger RNA of Ipomoea triloba (trilobed morning glory), 2042 nucleotides long. RefSeq lists its product as uncharacterized. The coding region runs from base 489 to 1805 and encodes 438 amino acids. The transcript is spliced from 4 exons. NCBI's taxonomy places the organism in Eukaryota, Viridiplantae, Streptophyta, Magnoliopsida, Solanales, Convolvulaceae. The record is from RefSeq and is a predicted model, not a curated record.
CCAUUAACCCAAACAUUGAAGAAGAGAUGCGCAGGAAGCAGCAGCAGCAAGCACAGGAGGCAUACGAUGAAGAUGAAGAUAUGCCUGGUGGGGCGCAGAGGGUGCAGUGCGCACAGCAAUGAUUUGGUAACAUUUUAAUAGGAAAGACGUAGUCCAUAAGUGUUCUAGUGCCACCAUUUGCUCGGGGGGUUCAAAUAGGAUCAGUUGAGUUGAUCGUGAUCUCUGGAAAUUUUUCAUGUGCUAUAGGAUUUAGAUUUAUAGUUUUGAUGGUUUGGCAAAUUUCAUCCUUCAGCACAAACUGAUAACCCAAAAAACCUAAUACCCUUUACGACUUUACCCAUUUCCCCUAAAAUGCCUAAAUCUUAAACUCUAAUUUCCCCUUCCCAAAUUACAAUUGCAAUUUGCAAACUCGACGAGAGAUCAGAGUCGGUCGUCUCCUUCGCAACUCCUCCACUCCAGUAGUCCAGUCGGCAGUCUCCAGACUCCAGAUGGCGGAAAUCUCAGAAUUCAAAUAUGCUUAUUUCAUUUCCGGAGCAAACAUAAUUCGGAUUAAAAUCCCUAUGACAUCUAAUAGUUUUCAACACGAAGCCGAGCUUGUGUUCUCUAAUCCAUCUCAACCUCUUCCGUUAGGUAUGGGACUCUUUAGCCACAAUCACAUUGUAUAUAUGGUUGGGGGCUACUUUCACAAAAGGGAGGUGUGCGUGGACAGACCUAAGGUUGUGGAUGUGGAAGGAUUUCAAUAUUUCGAUCUUGUUUAUAUGUUUGAUCCAACCAAGUUUGACGAAAUUCCGCUUGAAAAUAUUAAACCACUUCAGAACUUAAACUUAAACUGUGAUCGCAUGGUGGUGUAUCCUAACGUCAUUCGAGCUGAGGAUCGGAUUUACCUGUUGUCACUGCGUGAUUAUUUUUGUCAUCAUUUUGACAUGAUCGGACACGCCUUCCAUUUUCAAUACUUUGAUCCAAACAAGAAUUUGUUUAAAACCCUGCCACCCCCACCCGUCCUACAUGAUUCUAAAUUAAUGGACAUGUCUACUCUUGAUGCACGGUGUCAUUUUUUCCUUAGAGGUUAUAUAUAUGUGUUUAUUACAGACGCCAAGACUUGUUUUCAAACAUCUAAGUUCAACACCAUAAAUUCAGAUUCAGAAUGGGAGGAUUGCAAGUCCAUGGUGGACAAAUUUAAAGAGAAAAAUAUUCCUUUUCCCUUCUUACAUGUUGGCGAUAUGGGGAUUUCGAAUGAAUUGGCUGAUAACACUUGGAUUCUAGUCGCCCUUAAUGGUGGUGCUCUGCCCAUUGCAUAUAAUGUUCACCUUAGUGACAAGGGUGAUAUUGAUCCUAUAUCUCAUAGGGUUCUGGCUGAACUUCAUACUUCGGAUGUUCAUAAGUAUGGCAGGAAAAAUGAGUGGAAACAAUUAGCUGAUAUGGGAGGUGGAAGGUUUUGUGUGAUGUGCUGUGCUUUAGAUGAAGAUUUUUUGAUAUACGGCUUCGAAAUUGAUUUUGAACUUGAAUGGACCAUUCAAAGUGAUAAAACUAAAGUGAGUUCGUCAUCUAUUAUUUUCAAAAUGGAAUUCAAUCAUAAUUACCCCAUCCCUUUGAAGGGUCAACUUACCGGUUUCUGUAUAGGCUUUGCUCCGCCUCCCCUUGCAUCUCCUAGCUCUGCUCCUCCUCCUCCUCUUGCAUCUCCUGACAAUGAAGACCAAGACAAGAAUGAUAGGAAGAGUAAGAGAAAAGGGGUGAGUAGAUUGUUUGUAUAUUUAUCUCCAGCUCUGCCAGUUCUGCUCCUCCUCUUCCUCCUCCGGGGCCGCUGAGCUUGCUCGCAGUGAAGACUACUAUUGUCUUAGGAUUUGUGAACUUGUGGAUUAAUAUAUUGAAUGUGCAUGGGCUGAUCUUGGUUAUGAAUAUUUUAGAUUCCAUUUCUUUAAGUACUGCCUUUAAACUUAAAAGGAUAUUUUGCAACAUUUUGAUAAAUGUCCAGUUUAAGAUUCACACUAGAUGGCCUUCUUGUAAGAAGGGAAUUGAAGGAAAAAAAUCUGGAUUUCUGACCA